AAUGAUCCGCUGGCAAAUAUCAAACGGAUAGACUGUUCUUUGCUGCCACCUUCUUUGCCAGCCCUUAUGAUGAAAAUUCGGCGAACGCAAUAUGUCACAACAAUGUGGACAAGAGCUUUUACCAACUGUCCAGCGGACGAUUUGUCACCAACAGAUUAUGGGUGGUAUGUUGAUAACACCCUCCUAAAGCCAACCUGGUUUGAAGGCCCUGCCAUACCAGAUAGUUUGUUUACAGAAAACAGCACGCAAAACAUGGAAAGUGAAGACGACAGUGACACUGAAUCAGAAGCUGACGAUGAGCUAGAGAGUCUGUCAGAUGUAGACAUAUGGAGCGAAUAUACAUGCAGAUGCGGGAGAGGAAGACAACGAUUGAUUGCUAUUGACAUUAGUUUCGUUGGCCACAAUAUUCGUACUUAA
This is a messenger RNA of Paramuricea clavata, 417 nucleotides long. The record is from the annotation of a GenBank genome assembly. Lineage: Eukaryota; Metazoa; Cnidaria; Anthozoa; Malacalcyonacea; Plexauridae.